Molecule: messenger RNA, 5085 nt
Organism: Rhincodon typus (whale shark)
Lineage: Eukaryota; Metazoa; Chordata; Chondrichthyes; Orectolobiformes; Rhincodontidae
Gene: col5a1
Product: procollagen, type V, alpha 1
Exons: 63
Coding region: 1-5085 (1694 amino acids)
Molecular function (GO): extracellular matrix structural constituent
Source: RefSeq, a predicted model, not a curated record
AUGACUGUGACAUCCUGUUAUCUUUCAGAUUCAACAUUCCCUGAGGAUUUCUCCAUCUUGCUGACAGUUCGUGCCCGGAAAGGAAAUGCAGCCUUUCUCCUGUCUCUCUACAAUGAACAGGGUAUCCAACAGUUAGGAGUGGAACUCGCUCGCAACCCCAUUUUCCUCUAUGAAGACCAGACAGGGAAACCAAGCCCAGAGGAAUAUCCCGUUUUUACUGGAGUCAACCUGAUUGAUGGGAAAUGGCAUCGGGUAGCAAUCAGUGUGCACAAGAAGACGGUUACCAUGAUCCUGGAUUGCAAAAAGAAUCUCCAGAAAUCACUAAACAGGAGCAAACAGCCCGAGAUUGACACAAACGGUAUUGUUGUGUUUGGAACGCGGAUUUUGGAUGAAGAUAUCUUUGAGGGUGAAAUCCAGCAACUCCUGAUUGUGCCUGACCACCGAGCUGCUUACGAUUACUGUGAACAUUACAGCCCAGACUGUGAGAGUCCCCUGCCUGAUUCACCACAGUCUCAGGAUCCCAACCUUGAUAAUUACGACCCUACGGUGGAUAAUUAUUAUUACGAAUAUCCAUAUUAUGAUGACAUCCUAGGGAAUAUUAAUGAAGAUCCCACUAAAACAAUCCCAGAAUAUGGAGAGCAGAUUACAGGGCCUGUCACUGAAGUGCCAGACCAUCAGGAGAGCCCAACUGAAGGUGAGGAUGCCUAUGAGGAGCCAACAACCAACGUCCCAGAAACUACAACUUUAGAAGCUUACCCGUCAUUGGUGACGAGUUAUUAUGACGUCUAUGGAGAUGAAUAUUAUUAUCCAGAAAUACCACUCAUCGAUGAAACAUUGGACAAAGAUGAUUAUAUUGUUUCAGGAGGAGAUUGGCUCGACAAUCAGACCCAGACUGUCAGUCCGGAGGUGUUUGCACACAACGAGACCAUCUUGGAAGGAAAUUCUGAUUAUGCCAUCAACGAGGAUCUGGACAAGAGAACAGGACCAGAGGAGACAGAAGACAAAUUCAACGUAACUACAAUCGGUGAAGAAGAUGACAACUCAUUCUAUGAUGACUAUGAGGUUUAUUAUGAAUAUGAAGAACUCGAUAACAACCGAGAAAUCGGCCCCGUCUCCCCGGUGAUCACGGAUAACAUCCAUGAAGUGGGCACUGGACCAAAGGGUGAAAAGGGACAGAAAGGUGAACCUGCCAUUAUCGAACCAGGAAUGCUGAUCGAAGGGCCCCCGGGAAGAGAAGGACCAUCUGGAAGUCCCGGACGCUCUGGACCCCCAGGACCUCCGGGACCAGUCGGUGAUCCAGGGCUGAGGGGACCCCGUGGACGGUCUGGACUACCUGGAGCUGAUGGCUUACCUGGACCCCCUGGGACCAUGCUUAUGCUGCCGUUCCGUUUCACUGGUGGUGGCAGUGCAGGAGAGAAGGGACCAAUGCUGUCUGCUCAGGAAGCUCAAGCCCAGGCAAUAUUACAGCAGGCCAGGCUGGCAUUGAGAGGACCAACUGGACCAAUGGGAUUAACUGGAAGACCAGGCCCUAUUGGACCACCUGGAUAUCUCGGGAUCAAGGGUGAAAUGGGAGACAUUGGGCCUCAGGGUCCAAGAGGUGGACAAGGCCCACCCGGUCCAACAGGGAAACCAGGCCGAAGGGGUCGACCUGGAGCUGAUGGAUCGAGGGGAAUGCCAGGCCCACCUGGGAGAAAGGGAGACCGGGGAUUUGAUGGACUGCCUGGGCUUCCGGGUGAGAAGGGAAACAGAGGGGAUGCAGGGCCACAGGGACCUCCUGGACCUCCAGGCGAGGAUGGCGAUAGGGGUGAUGAUGGAGAAGCAGGACCAAGAGGAUUACCGGGUGAACCUGGCCCUCGUGGAUUGUUGGGUCCAAAGGGACCUGCUGGACCUUCGGGACCCCCAGGGGUGACGGGAAUGGACGGGCACCAUGGACCAAAAGGCAGCCAGGGUCCUCAAGGUGAACCCGGACCCCCAGGACAGCAGGGGAAUCCAGGAGCUCAGGGUCUCCCUGGGCCUCAGGGACCAAUCGGGCCUCCAGGAGCUAAAGGACCCACUGGCAAACCAGGUCUACCAGGACUACCAGGGGCAGACGGACCACCGGGUCACCCUGGCAAGGAAGGUCCAGCUGGAGAGAAGGGCAGCCCGGGUCCAACUGGGCCACAGGGUCCCAUUGGCUACCCAGGACCACGUGGUGUCAAGGGUGCUGAUGGUGUUCGUGGCUUGAUGGGACAUAAAGGCGAGAAGGGUGAAGAUGGUUUCCCAGGAUUCAAGGGUGAUAUGGGAGUAAAGGGCGACAGAGGUGAGAUUGGUCCUCCUGGUCCCAGGGGAGAAGAUGGUCCUGAGGGUCCGAAGGGCCGGUUUGGGCCGCCGGGAGAUAAUGGCCCACCUGGACCAGUUGGUGAAAAGGGAAAACUGGGAGUUCCAGGAUUGCCGGGCUACCCAGGAAGACAAGGUCCAAAAGGUUCGAUUGGAUUCCCAGGAUUUCCAGGAGCGAAUGGCGAGAAAGGAGUGAGGGGUGCUCCAGGAAAAGCAGGACCCAGAGGGCAGAGAGGCCCAACGGGGCCAAGAGGUGAACGCGGCCCAAGAGGAUCCACAGGGAAAGCCGGGCCUAAGGGGAGCUCGGGCAAUGAUGGUCCACCAGGUCCGACGGGUGAGCGGGGACCACCUGGACCUCAGGGACCAAUGGGAUUUGCUGGACCCAAGGGACCCCCUGGCCCAGCUGGCAAGGACGGCUUACCUGGACAUCCUGGGCAACGAGGUGAAACUGGUUUCCAAGGCAAGACUGGCCCACCUGGUCCUCCUGGAGUGGUCGGCCCACAGGGUCCCACAGGAGAGACUGGCUCCCUUGGUGAACGUGGUCAUCCAGGGCCUCCCGGUCCUCCUGGAGAACAAGGUCUGCCAGGAUCCGCUGGGAAAGAAGGUGCAAAGGGAGAUCCUGGUCCUGCUGGUCCUCCUGGAAAGGAUGGUCCUCCCGGCCUCCGAGGAUUCACUGGUGAACGUGGUCUCCCAGGACCCUUGGGUCAGAUUGGUUUGAAAGGCAGUGAAGGACCCCCUGGGCCGCCAGGACCCCUGGGGUCUCCAGGUGAUCGGGGUCAGGCUGGGCCGGCAGGACCGAUUGGACUCCCUGGGCGACCUGGGCCUCAAGGUCCCCCAGGCCCUGCUGGUGAAAAGGGGGCCCCCGGUGAGAAAGGACCUCAGGGACCAGCAGGUCGUGAUGGAGUCCAGGGUCCCGUUGGUCUCCCAGGUCCAGCUGGCCCAUCGGGACCACCAGGGGAAGAUGGAGACAAGGGUGAAGCUGGUGAGUCAGGACAGAAAGGCAGCAAAGGUGACAAAGGUGAACAGGGUCCACCUGGUCCAUCAGGACCUCAAGGCCCCAUUGGACAACCUGGACCAGCUGGUGCAGAUGGGGAGCCUGGUCCGAGAGGUCAACAAGGUCUCUUUGGCCAGAAAGGUGAUGAAGGCCCAAGGGGUUUCCAUGGUCCUCCUGGUCCAGUUGGUCUUCAGGGUUUACCUGGCCCAUCAGGUGAGAAAGGUGAAACUGGUGAUGUGGGACCAAUGGGUCCCCCUGGGCCUCCAGGACCCAGAGGCCCAUCUGGUGCACCAGGGGCAGAUGGUCCACAAGGUCCUGCAGGCGGAGUUGGAAACCCAGGAGCUGUGGGCCAGAAGGGUGACACUGGAGAGGCAGGAGCACCAGGACCUCCAGGAUAUUUGGGAAUGCCAGGACCUAAAGGUGAACGAGGCGAGAAAGGUGAAUCUGGACCAUCUGGUGCUGCUGGACCUCCAGGUCCUAAAGGUCCUCCUGGGGAUGAUGGUCCAAAAGGAAGUCCUGGACCAGUUGGUUUCCCUGGUGACCCCGGUCCCCCUGGUGAAGCAGGACCUCCGGGCCAAGAUGGACCUCCAGGAGACAAGGGAGAAGAUGGUGAACCAGGACAGAUUGGCUCUCCUGGUCCAACUGGUGAAGCAGGACCACCUGGUCCUCCAGGAAAGAGGGGUCCUCAUGGUCCUGCAGGUCCUGAGGGGAGACAAGGAGAGAAAGGAGCAAAGGGUGACCCUGGUGCUGAAGGUCCUGCAGGUAAGACUGGCCCAGUUGGUCCACAAGGAUCUCCAGGUAAGCCAGGCUCCGAGGGGCUGCGAGGGAUUCCAGGUCCUGUUGGCGAGCAAGGUUUGCCAGGCCCCCCUGGUCCAACAGGACCACCAGGCCCAAUGGGUCCUCCCGGAUUGCCCGGCCUCAAAGGUGACCCUGGUACAAAGGGUGAGAAGGGACAUCCUGGUUUGAUUGGUUUGAUUGGGCCUCCAGGAGAACAGGGUGAGAAAGGUGACCGAGGCAUCCCAGGACCUCAGGGACCUCAAGGUCCAAAAGGAGACACGGGUGUCCAAGGUCAAUCUGGUCCAAUUGGUCCUCCAGGUCCUCCUGGAUUAACGGGUCCACCUGGUCCUAAAGGUUCUAAAGGUUCCACUGGUCUGACAGGUCCUAAAGGUGAAGCAGGAAUACAGGGACCACCUGGUCCUCCUGGUCCUGCUGGUGAGGUCAUUCAACCAUUCCCAAUUCAUUCUUCAAAAAGAGCCAAACGUUCCAUCGAUGCCAGUCAGCUGUUGGAGGAAGGCCUUCCUGACAACUACCUGAACUAUGCAGAUGGAAUGGAGGAGAUCUUUGGCUCCCUGAACUCCCUGAAACUGGAGAUUGAACAGAUGAAACAUCCAAUGGGCACACAAAACAACCCUGCACGUACCUGCAAGGACCUGUAUCUUUGCCACCCUGACUUCCCAGAUGGAGUGCUUGAUGUCAGGUAUGUGUGUGCUGACCCUGAGACCAGGGAGGAAGCACAACAGGAACUUUGCCACCAGACCUUCCAGCCUCACAUACGCUUCAUGCAGUGCAACCUUCAAACCUGUACUCCCUGGUGGGAAGUCAAUGCGUUUGAUCCUUGCAAUGCAAGCUGUGAUGGUGGGAUUCGGGAGCGGGACGUGUACUGCAUAAAGGAAGAGAAGAGUGUGAGACAGAGGGUCCCUCCUUCAGCAUGUGAUAUUACACUCAGACCAGCUUCAACAGAGAUCUGUAACACUGAGCCCUGUCCAGUGCAGUAA